This is a messenger RNA of Cucurbitaria berberidis CBS 394.84, 849 nucleotides long. Its product is annotated as NAD(P)-binding protein. The record is from RefSeq and is a predicted model, not a curated record. NCBI's taxonomy places the organism in Eukaryota, Fungi, Ascomycota, Dothideomycetes, Pleosporales, Cucurbitariaceae. The coding region runs from base 1 to 849 and encodes 282 amino acids. Gene Ontology annotation, cellular component: cytoplasm. The transcript has 8 exons. Gene Ontology annotation, molecular function: oxidoreductase activity, acting on the CH-OH group of donors, NAD or NADP as acceptor.
AUGCCUUCUUCACCUCGUGUAGCAAUUGUAACCGGCGGUAAUAGUGGGAUGGGAAUGGGGCUUGUUCGGAAACUAGUUGAAGAAAACUGGAAGGUGGCCAUCGCCGAUAUCAACGAGAACGAAGAGUUUGCGGAAGAGUUGGGUCAAGGGUCGAGCUUUCAUAAAUGCAAUGUCGCGGACUAUGACAGUCAGGCGGAUAUGUUCCAGCAGGUCUGGGAUAAGUAUGGGAGGAUUGAUGCGUUGUGUGCCAAUGCGGGCAUAGUCGACAAAAGCUCGAUUUUCAUAUUCGAACACCGCAACUCUGACAAGAUACCGCCAAAACCGGAUCUGCUCUGUACGGACGUGGACUUUAAGGGCGUUGUGUACGGAACGCAGUUGGCGAUACACUUCAUGCGAAAGAACACAGUACCUGGAGGGAAAAUCAUCGCCACUGCCAGCGUGGCCGCUGUGGUACCACAUGAAUCGUAUCCGGAAUAUGCUGGCGCCAAAGCGGCCGUUGUGAACUUUGUUCGGGCAACAGCGCGUAUUCUAAAGAAUAAAGAGAACAUCACCAUCAAUGCUAUCUGCCCGGGAAUUGUUCACACGUCCAUCAUCCCACAAGAAAUGGUAGAUGCCGUAUCUCCAGAGUGCUUGACGUCUGUUUCGACAAUCGUGAGCGCAUAUGAGAAGUUCCUCGAGGAUGAGUCCCUAUACGGCAGGGUUCUCGAGUGUUCAGCAGACAAACACUUUUUCCUGGAGCCGCCGACUCUUGCCAAUGGCCGCGUGUCCAGAAGGGCCGUGACCGUCUGGGAUCCGCUUUUCAAGAUAUACCAUAAGGAAAGUUCCGGGCUCCCCGACGCAAUUCCUUGA